This is a messenger RNA of Erigeron canadensis, 483 nucleotides long. Its product is annotated as agamous-like MADS-box protein AGL80. Bases 1 to 483 code for a protein of 160 amino acids. The record is from RefSeq and is a predicted model, not a curated record. The transcript has a single exon. Gene Ontology annotation, biological process: positive regulation of transcription by RNA polymerase II. NCBI's taxonomy places the organism in Eukaryota, Viridiplantae, Streptophyta, Magnoliopsida, Asterales, Asteraceae. Gene Ontology annotation, molecular function: protein dimerization activity; DNA-binding transcription factor activity, RNA polymerase II-specific; RNA polymerase II cis-regulatory region sequence-specific DNA binding.
AUGACUCGCUCAAUGGUUAAGUACAAGUUUAUGGAGGAUGCAAGUGCAAGGAAUGUGACUUUGAAGAAGAGGAAAGCAAGUCUCUUGAAGAAGAUGGAUGAGGUGAAGACGCUAUGUGAUGUUGAUGCUUGUCUUGUGAUGUAUGAGAAAGAAGGUGAUCCACCCGUUCUUUGGCCUUCUGCUUCAGAGGCACGCCGUGUGGUUGACAAGUUUGAUAAGUCAAUAAUAUGGGGUGCAAAUUCUAGGCUUGAUCACAUAGGUUUUCUUAAAAACAAUCUGACUAAAAUGAAGAAGCAUUUGAAAAAAGAGAAGAAGAAAAACUUGAAAAAUUCGAUGCUGAAAUGCUUGUUUGAUGAUAACGAGUUUAGUGAGAUCAAGCAAGAGGACUUGGAAGGCUUGCAUGCUUUCAUUGAUAGUGAGAUCCAAGUGAUAGAUGAAAUGAUUGAGAAAGCUUCUGAAAAGGGCAAAAUGAAAAUGGCUUAA